AUGACAGCUAAUUCAGAAAAGAAUAACGUUACUAUAGCUGAUGAAGAAACAUCAAUACUGUCAAUUAAUAAUGUUGAUCAGUUAUAUGGUCAAGUCAAUUUCAAAGCAAAUUUUAGCUGUCUUUCUCUUAAGAUGCUGAAAUUUUUAUAUCAAGAAAUGGGUAUUUCUGAUAUUAGCAUUAAACAAAAAUUAAUAAGUAGAUUAGUUAGUAAAUAUAAAGGUAGAGAGGAGUCAUCUAAUGACCUGUUUGAAAAAGAGAAGGUGAUGAAUAUAGUUAAUGUAGUAGGUAAUACAGAAAACUCUCUUCCUAGGUUUUCUGAUAAGAAGAAGGUUUUGAAUAGUGAGAAUGAUGAAAUAGCUGGUAUGUUGAUUGACAAAGUAUUAAGCAUGAGCAAGCUUAACUAUCUGUUGUUAGCUAAGCAGGUAGCUCUAAAAAAAGUGUAUAUAGUUAAAGUAGUUGAUAAAGAUGGUUGGAAAGUUGUAACAAAAAUGGCUUUAAAUAAUUUAGUAGAUCCAAUAUCAUAG
Molecule: messenger RNA, 525 nt
Organism: Cetraspora pellucida
Lineage: Eukaryota; Fungi; Glomeromycota; Glomeromycetes; Diversisporales; Gigasporaceae
Source: the annotation of a GenBank genome assembly